Messenger RNA from Phytophthora nicotianae INRA-310, 222 nucleotides. RefSeq lists its product as hypothetical. The transcript has a single exon. The coding region runs from base 1 to 222 and encodes 73 amino acids. NCBI's taxonomy places the organism in Eukaryota, Oomycota, Peronosporomycetes, Peronosporales, Peronosporaceae. The record is from RefSeq and is a predicted model, not a curated record.
AUGCUACGCAAAAAACAGCAUGUCGGCAACCUCACCUACGAGCAGAAGAAGAGGAUAUGUACCUGGAAGAGAGACACGACGUCGUUGACACAAGGACAGCUCGCUGCAAGAGCAAAACGAGAAUUGGCCAAGAAUAAAGCGCCUGCCCAGGGAAUCAUAUCAGCCAUUUUUGCGCGAAAGGACGUGUAUUUGUACGCCAAGGAAGAAGACUUGCAAGCAUGA